Molecule: messenger RNA, 1425 nt
Organism: Dermatophagoides farinae (American house dust mite)
Lineage: Eukaryota; Metazoa; Arthropoda; Arachnida; Sarcoptiformes; Pyroglyphidae
Product: protein Wnt-6
Biological process (GO): canonical Wnt signaling pathway; cell fate commitment; multicellular organism development
Cellular component (GO): extracellular region
Molecular function (GO): frizzled binding; cytokine activity
Source: RefSeq, a predicted model, not a curated record
CAAAAAAAAAACUAAAUUUCAAUUCUCACCAGAAAAAAAGGUCAUCUUCGGUGGGGACCAUUGAAAACCAAGAAAAAAAAAGACAAAGAAAUCCAUGUUAUUUUAUCCAAAGUUUGUUAUCAUCAAGUUGGAAUCAUUUACAGCAUUAAAAACACAGAGAGAGAAAACAACAACAACAGCAAACAAAUCAAAAAAAAGGAUGCGUUUCCAAACGUUUUUCAUUCUAGCAUCAAUUAUUUUCUAUUCAUCAUGUAAGAUUGGCGAAGCAAAUCUUUGGUUUCUUAGCCGUUUAUUGAUUGUCGAUCCAAAUCGAAUAUGUAGCAAAGUAAAUAGGUUACGUUCAAGACAGGUUUACAUAUGUAAACGUGAACCAACAAUCAUAUCACAAAUCAUUAAUGGUUCAAUUGAAUCUGUACGUGAAUGUCACUAUCAGUUUGCUGAUCGUAAAUGGAAUUGUCCAACGAAAAAUAAACGAUCAAUGAGAAAAUUACUUGGUAAAGAUACAAGAGAAACUGGAUUUGUUCAUGCCAUGACAUCGGCGGCUAUUGUUCAUAAAAUUGCUACCGGUUGUGCACAAGGUACCAUUAUGGAUUGUUAUUGUGAUGUAAAAGCCAAACCAUAUAGAACUUUACAUCCAAAUUUUUUAUUUGCAGAAAAUUACUGCAAUAAUUAUAUAAGCUAUGCUUAUCGUAAAUCAAAAGAAUUUUUGGAUGAAAAUCUAUGGAAACGUGGUAAUGAUUUUAAGAAUCAAAUUCUAUUACACAAUUACGAAGCAGGACGCUUGUCUGUUAAAAAUUAUCUGGAACAUAAAUGUAAAUGUCAUGGUAUGAGUGGUUCGUGUACAACAAAAACCUGUUGGAGACAAUUACCGAAUCUAAGAAGUGUAUCCAAUCGACUUAAAUAUAAAUUUGAUCUCGCCGUACAAGUGAUAUCGGAUAAUACGGGCAAACGUUUCCUACCAGAAGAUCAUCAUUCUCGUUGGCCUAAUCCCGAAGAUAUUGUUUAUUCAGAGAGUUCACCAAAUUUCUGUAAUGUUGAUCGUCAAACCGGUUCAUUAGGUACACGUGGCCGUGAAUGUACAAAUAGUACCGGAACCGGUGGUUGCGAUAUGUUAUGUUGUGGCCGUGGUUUUCGUACCAUAAUGAAACAGGAAAAUUGCCGUUGCAAAUUCAAUUGGUGUUGUCAUGUUGUUUGUGAAACAUGUCGUCGUCCGAUACAGGUUUGUCUUUGAGCAAAAAAAAAAAAAAACAACAACAACAACGAAAUAAAAACGCACAAAAGUUUUUUUUAUUACAAUUUUCAAUCUCUCGACAAUUCAACAAAUGAUUUGCAUCAAUAUGCAUUUUUUUCCCCACUUGCAAUUUGUCACAAUUAUUUAUUCGUUAUCUCUAAUAUCUGUUGUAAAUAAAUUUUUUCCACAAUUUU